Molecule: messenger RNA, 561 nt
Organism: Pecten maximus
Lineage: Eukaryota; Metazoa; Mollusca; Bivalvia; Pectinida; Pectinidae
Exons: 1
Coding region: 1-561 (186 amino acids)
Molecular function (GO): nucleic acid binding
Source: RefSeq, a predicted model, not a curated record
AUGUCACAUUCCAUAGCAACAAAUAAGUUGUAUUUGCAUGGAAAAGAAGUACAAGGCAAAUGUAUUCGUACAGCCCUUCUUGACUUCAUUGAUUUUCUUAAAGAAAAAGAUCAGCCAAUACUUGUUGGGCACAAUAUUGCUAGCUUUGAUGUGCCAAUUCUUUCAAGGCUAUUGAAAGAAUUUGGGCUGCAUCGAGAGUUUGUCAGAAUUGUACCAGCAUAUAUUGACACAUUAAAGGUAGCAGGGAAGGUAUUUUCAAAAGAAGAGGUCAAUGGUUGUUACAAACAAUGCAACUUAGUUGAGGUAUACUUGAAUAUCAAAUAUGAUGCUCAUGUUGCAGUUGAAGAUGUUAAUUCCUUGCAGCAGCUUUUCACUGUGAAACUGAAGGACAAGUGUACUGAUGAAGAUGUGUGUAGUAUCACAUGUAAAUCCUGUAAAGAGUCAUACACAGAUGUAAUAAAAAAUAAAAUUGUCAGCAAAGUCAUUUGUGAAAAGCUCAGCAAGGAUGGUAUAGCACUACAACAUCUCCAGCUUGCAAACAGAAGCGACCCAAAUGGUUAA